Plenodomus lingam JN3 is the source of this 207-nucleotide messenger RNA. RefSeq lists its product as uncharacterized. Gene Ontology annotation, molecular function: telomerase RNA binding; snoRNA binding. NCBI's taxonomy places the organism in Eukaryota, Fungi, Ascomycota, Dothideomycetes, Pleosporales, Leptosphaeriaceae. The record is from RefSeq and is a predicted model, not a curated record. Gene Ontology annotation, biological process: positive regulation of telomerase RNA localization to Cajal body; ribosome biogenesis; snRNA pseudouridine synthesis. Gene Ontology annotation, cellular component: box H/ACA snoRNP complex.
AUGCAUCUCAUGUACAUCCCCGACCCAGCGAACCCGACCAAGCGUAUCUACACGCUCAAAAAGAUCAUCGACGGCGAGGUCAGCAAGAGCGCACAUCCGGCGCGUUUUUCGCCCGACGACAAGUACUCGAGACAUCGUGUUACCAUCAAGAAGCGUUAUGGACUUCUUUUGACACAGCAGAAGAACAAAGUUGCUGAGCGGUCAUAG